GGGACACGACGACAUGAAGCCUGUGGCUGCCGUGCUCCUCGCGGGGCUGCUCAUCCUCUGGACAGAGCUGCCAGCAGGCAGYGCCUGGUCCUGCCCGAAGGUGCAGAUCACCUGCGCCAUGGUCAACCCUCCAAACCACUGCUUCAUGGACCAGCACUGCCCCCGCUUCAAGAAGUGCUGCCCAACCUUCUGCGGGAGGAGAUGCAUCUCCCGCCCGCCUGCCAUCCCCAUCUCCUACGUGUGAGCUCCAGUUCCCGGGAUGGUCCGAGGAUGCUGUGGCCGGCACCAGCUGGCUGCACAGAGCUGCUCCAAGGACCGCGCUGCCCGUGCCAGGUCCCUGGGGCACGGGGACGGUGCCAGCCCUGCUCCAUGCCUGUCCCGGCUCCUGCAUUGCCCUGCUGCUGGUUCCAGCUGCCUUCCCGUCCCCAAGA
This is a messenger RNA of Nothoprocta perdicaria, 431 nucleotides long. RefSeq names its product peptidase inhibitor 3 (gene PI3). Bases 14 to 244 code for a protein of 76 amino acids. Gene Ontology annotation, cellular component: extracellular region. The record is from RefSeq and is a predicted model, not a curated record. Gene Ontology annotation, molecular function: peptidase inhibitor activity. Lineage: Eukaryota; Metazoa; Chordata; Aves; Tinamiformes; Tinamidae. The transcript is spliced from 3 exons.